Molecule: messenger RNA, 1349 nt
Organism: Myripristis murdjan (pinecone soldierfish)
Lineage: Eukaryota; Metazoa; Chordata; Actinopteri; Holocentriformes; Holocentridae
Gene: tmem196
Product: transmembrane protein 196
Exons: 5
Coding region: 147-695 (182 amino acids)
Source: RefSeq, a predicted model, not a curated record
CACUUUCGGAUCUUCUCCUCCGGAUAACUACUCCUUUCAAACCGGCUAUGAGGAAGUAGGAGCCCACGCCGACAAGCGGACUCCUCUUGCCCUCUGUCCGCCUCCUCCUCCUCCACCCCCAUUCCAGGAGCGAUGCCCGGGGCAGCAUGUGCUCCAGCCGCAAGAUCCUGUGGAGCCUUCUGCUGCUGUCGGUGGUGGAGGUGGGCCUGGGUGUGGCGAGCAUCGUCCUGGGAGCCGUGGGCAUCAGCUGGGUCCGGGGCGAGCACAAGCCGCAGCAGGGCGACGCUUCCCCGGUCUGGAGUGGACUCUGUUUUCUGGUCUGCGGGAUGUGUGGAGUGCUGUGUGCGAGAAAGAGGACUGGUCUGAUUAUGAUCCUGUUUUCUGCUUGCUGUAUCUGUGGUCUGAUCGGUGGAAUCCUCAACUUCCAGUUUGUUCGUGCCCUGAGCAAACGGCCAGACUCCAUGCACUCUAUCCAUCUGGCCGCCAUGACUCUCGCCUGUCUGGGGAUCUCCUCCUGCACCCUGUCCACAUGGCUGACAUGUCGCCUGGCCAGCUCUGAGCAGCAGAGGAUGUUCCUGGAGAGGGAGCACUCGCUGCACCACUCCCACGAGAUGGCUGAGAAGGAGAUCCUGGACAACUCCAGUAACGGCAUUCCCCAGAUUUCCUAUAAUGGACACACCACAGCAUCGCCCUGACAAAGGAUGAGUGUCCUCACAGCAUCCCCGAGCUGCACACACUGAGGCAGAGACAGUUCAUGGUGGUGGACAAAUGCCUUGUGUCCCUCAUUCUGUGGUGUAUCUUCCUGACUGGAGAGAAUGACUCUCUCACCUGGGGGCUCUUUUGUCUGCCAUCAGAAAAAAAGCAACUUUUUCACAGCAAGAGAGAGGCAAUGUGUGCUUCUGAAUCAUUGGAUGCACCUCAUGCAAGUAUGGACUCAAACCCCCUCUUCACUUCCAACCGACGGUUUCUUCCGGCCUGGCCUUCACACACACCUGCUGGAUCAGGAGCCGCUGUUUGGGUGACAAUUCAGGUGAAAACAUCUCCAUCACAUCAUCUGACCUUUAAACCAAUGAGCAGGAAGGAUAGAUUUGAUCCAAUCAGAUGCCUCAAAGUGAUGAGCACAAACCAAGCAUGCAGCUGAUUCACUUGUUAUGAUAAGCCAGUGCUAUUUCAGUCUCUAUGUACCAGCCCCUCAACCCUCCCUCUCUCUCUCUCUCUCUCUCUCUCCCUCUCUCUCUCUCUCUCACUCUCUCUCUCUCUCUGGUUUUGGGUUUAUGGAAUGCAGGUUUUGGGAUAGCCUACUGUAAACUGUAUGUAUAGUCUGAUAACGGAAUGCUUUGACAUGAAUA